AUGGCAUCUUUAUCCGGGCCCACAACCCCAUUUCCACCGCCGAUUAACCGGAGACCGGAAAGUCAACCGGCCAAAAAUAUGGAGGCCUUGAAACUAAAAGAAAGAGAAAACAAAGAGAGAAAAGUGAUGGUGAAUAACAAGAUAGCAUCACAGAAAGCAAUUUCGAUAAUAUUGAGAAGAGAAGCUACAAAGGCUGUGAUUGAGAAGAAAAGGGGACCUACCAACUCCAAAAAGCUCUUGCCCAGAACUGUUCUUGAAGCUCUUCAUGAAAGAAUCACUGCUUUGCGUUGGGAGUCUGCUCUUAAGGUUUUUGAGUUACUGCAGGAGCAGCUUUGGUACAGGCCAAACUCUGGUAUCUAUGUCAAGCUAAUUGUUAUGCUUGGAAAAUGUAAGCAACCUGAGAAAGCCCAUUCAUUAUUUCAGGCCAUGGUCGAUGAAGGUUGCCCCAUUAACGUUGAAUCGUACACUGCUCUUUUGUCUGCUUACAGUCGAAGUGGCUAUCUAAACGAAGCAUUUUACAUCCUAGAAGAAAUGAAGAACACUUCUGAUUGUCAACCUGAUGUCUUCACGUACUCGAUCCUCAUAAAAUCUUGCCUCCAAGUUUAUGCUUUUGACAAAGUGCAAUAUCUGCUUUCUGACAUGACAUCACAAGGAGUAAAACCCAACACAAUCACAUACAAUACCCUCAUUGAUUCAUAUGGGAAAGCAAAGAAGUUCACACAAAUGGAAUCAAUUCUUGUUGAGAUGCUCCACCAGCAGGAAGUUGAGCCUGAUGUAUGGACCAUGAACUCCACACUGAGAGCAUUUGGAAACAGUGGGCAGAUUGAGAUGAUGGAGAAGUGUUAUGAGAAGUUUCAAUGUGCUGGAAUUCAACCCAGCAUUAAGACCUUCAAUAUACUCUUAGAUUCCUAUGGAAAAACUGGCAAUUAUGAGAAAAUGAGUGCCGUAAUGGAAUUUAUGGAGAAAUAUCACUUCUCAUGGUCACUUGUCACGUACAACGUAGUGAUAGAUGCAUUUGGAAGAGCUGGUGAUCUCAAACAGAUGGAAUUUUUGUUUAGGUUAAUGCAGUCAGAGAAAAUAAAACCAAAUUGUGUCACACUUUGUUCACUUGUAAGAGCUUAUGGUCAAGCGGGAAAAGCUGAAAAACUCACUGGUGUUCUGCGUUAUACAGAAAAUUCAGAUGUAACACUAGAUACUGUGUUUUUUAACUGCCUGAUUGAUGCUUAUGGGAUGAUGGGAUGCGUAGCAGAGAUGAAAAAUGCUCUUGAAAUAAUGGAGAGGAAAGGAUGCAAGCCUGAUAAAAUUACAUAUAGAACCAUGAUUAAGGCCUAUUCUAUGAGUAACAUGACUAGCCAGGUGAAGGAGUUCAAGGCUGUGCUUGCGUCACUAGGGAGCACUUCACCAUGAUGGAAAUGGUUAACUAUGGAAGGACUACAGCUCAUAUCUUUUUUCUCAAAGGCAGGUAGAUAUCGCAAAUCUGGCAGUUUGAGAAGGUCGUGGACAGGUGUUGUAAAGUAAAUUCAGUAAGCCACGGAACUCAAUUUUGUGCUGCCAAGGACCGUAAAAAGAAAUAAGACUAGAGCAUUUGUUGGCACUUUAUCUAACCUUUAAACAGUUUAACUUAUUUUUAAGGAUGGUGUGUGGACUGUGUAUUGCUAGCUUCUGAUGAUCUGCUCCCUCGAUAAUAGAAGGAAUUGCUUGCUACAUAAGAUUCUACUAACCACUCAAUCGAACCUGUACCUAGUAUUUCACUUAAAGCAGACUAAAAAGUUGUAUCCGGUGCUCCAUAUAUAAGUUCAGACAGAUUAUUUAGCCAGACUACUGCUGAUAGGUUCCUGUGCCGGUGGUCCCAGAAGUCUCAGACCAUACAUAGUAUGCCAG
This is a messenger RNA of Daucus carota subsp. sativus, 1881 nucleotides long. Its product is annotated as pentatricopeptide repeat-containing protein At5g48730, chloroplastic. Gene Ontology annotation, molecular function: protein binding. Bases 1 to 1407 code for a protein of 468 amino acids. The record is from RefSeq and is a predicted model, not a curated record. The transcript is spliced from 4 exons. NCBI's taxonomy places the organism in Eukaryota, Viridiplantae, Streptophyta, Magnoliopsida, Apiales, Apiaceae.